Gadus chalcogrammus (walleye pollock) is the source of this 2402-nucleotide messenger RNA. It is a transcript of the gene sinhcafl, whose product is annotated as SIN3-HDAC complex associated factor, like. The record is from RefSeq and is a predicted model, not a curated record. Bases 232 to 909 code for a protein of 225 amino acids. Lineage: Eukaryota; Metazoa; Chordata; Actinopteri; Gadiformes; Gadidae. Gene Ontology annotation, biological process: negative regulation of cell migration. The transcript has 6 exons.
UUCGGUAAGUCUUCUCUAUGGAAUUCUGGAAAUAAAUAAUGUUGAUCGGUUGUAUUAUAUCGUAUCCGCCGUAGGAAUUUCGUGGUUUGCGUUUAGUCUGACGUCCAUGUUGAAGUUAGUUCAAUGCACAAGAGGAUUGCGCUCAACAAUGGGAUGCCGUGGAAGUGAAUGAGAGCGUGGCGUGGAAGCUAACACGCUAGGUGUUGGACCAGCGAUCAACGGAUUCAAAAAAUGUUUGGCUUUCAUAAGUCCAAGAUCUACCGGAGUAAUGAUGGAUGUUGUAUCUGUAAAACCAAGUCCUCAAGUUCACGUUUUACAGACAGCGGUCGUUAUGAAGAAACCUUCAGGCUGUGUUUUGGUUUGUCAGAAGACCGUGUUGGAGAUAUCUGCAAUGCUUGUGUUCUGUUGGUAAAGAGAUGGAAAAAGCUACCGAAUGGCUCAAAGAAGAACUGGAAUCACGUUGUGGAUGCCAGAGCAGGACCAGGCUUCAAAUUAACUAAACCUAAGAAGAUGAAGACAGGGGAUGUGAAGAGGAAAAGCAAGCUUAAAAAACUUCACAAGUUUAAGAGGCAAAACUCUGAUGCCCAAAGCACCACAUCCAGUAUGUCUCCUUCCCAGUCCCCCAGCUACAGCAACCAGUCGGACGAUGGUUCUGAUAUUGAGUCCAAGCAGAGGCGUUCUACUCCCACUGCCUUCUCUUUCCUUGACCGCUCCUACUGGAAAAGACAGAAGAUAUGCUGUGGCAUUGUCUACAAAGGACGGUUUGGGGAGGUGAUCAUUGAUCCUCGGUUAUUUAAGCCCUGCUGCAGUUCUAAGAAGCAGAACACCCUGGUGCCCGCACAGGUUGCACCACACCUUCCAGACACGCUUCCUGCACCAGUCCCAGAAGAGCUGAAAGAAACCUGGUGAUGUUUCAUUGUUUUAUUUUAAAUCCCACAGGGUUGUCCAUGGUGCCUAGAUUUGUCUCCAGUGGCAGACUUCCACCCUUCAAAUUAAUUUGCAACGUUGGAGAGAAGUUUGAUCAACUCCUCUUACGGUUCCUUUUUUCUAUUUGUAUUUGCUUUUUGUAUAGAAUCGACUUAUUUUUGAUGAUCUUUUUUUAUAUAGAAGAAAAAAAAAAAAAAAUGUAAGGGCAUUAGUAAUCUAUAAUAUGGCCAUGAAAGGUUUAAUGUUUCUUAUGAGUUAACUGACCAGCUUUCUGUAAAUAUCUGACUUUUUCCAUACAUAUCAAUUCUGUUAAUGUGCUCAAGAAAAUCACCAGAUAUUCCUAAUACCAGUUUGUGUGUGAGUAUUUUUCAACACACCUUGUCCUUGUUGUUGCUCCAAGUCUACCAAAACGAUGCUCUCUUGGUUUAUAUUACACAAAGAGAUAAUGGCUAGCACUGUGAACAUGCUCCAAUCUGUUUUCCAUCAAAUCUAGACUUUGUCGAAUGCCCAUACUAAAUACGCGCAUAGUCUGAAGUUCCGUAGUUUAACAGACUGGAGUACUGUACAAUAUACUUUUUUCUGUACAAUAGACAUUACUGUUUCAAUUAAUCUGCAUUGUGUGUGUGUGCACAUUUUAACAAUCGGUUAGACUGUGUAUACACUACUGCUUUUGUAGUUGUUUUUUUUAUGAACUGAAAGGCAUGUUUUUUUUCCAAGCGGAUGUUUUAAAGGGGUUUGUAAAUACACAUUUAGCCUUGUGCCAUGGGGUUCCAUAACCGGUGAACCACUACUUUCUAAUGUUUUGUGAAAAAGGCACUGCUGGAUAACCGUCAUAAAUCCUGUCCUCAAGGAUUUUUUCUUUUUUUUUAAGAGGUGAAAUUCCAAACUCAGACUUCUACAGUGAUAUUUUCACUAGCAUUAAAAGUUAUGCUGGAUGCAUGGGGUAAAACCUGUAAUUUACAAAUCAUGACUGUUCUGCAUUUCUUCUACAGCCUUGCUUAAUGUUCUGUUACUGAAUAUAUUUGUUAUUGCAGUUGCUGUUUUUCUUUAAGGCAACUCUCAAAGCUAUGACUAUGCAGACAUUUUGAAUGUGAGAAGUGACCUGAAAGUUCAAUUUCAUAUCUUAGCCUCAGGUGUUUAUUUAUUAACCAAAUUGGCUUGUAAAGCAAUAAUUAAGUCACUCACAAAGAAUUGUUUUUGCCAUGUUAUCUCUAACCAUAUAUUUUAUAAAAUAAUGCUCAUAUUGCACGCUUUUUGCCAUUGUGCAUAAUGUCGAUGUCCAGUAAACUGUGCUUUUCAAGGGUUACUUUGAAAAUUGUGACCCUACCUAAACAAAAUGGUUUGAAGGACCAUGCUCUAAACAUGUUUUAUGAAAUACAUUUCUGCGGCAGGGUAGUUGGAAGCUGAACAAUUUAUAUUCUUGUUGAAAGGAUGAUUGCUGCUUCCUUUGUGGUUAAAAUUAAGCUUGUUUUUGU